GUACUCCGGGUGUUGGGAAAACCACACUCGGAAAAGAACUUGCAUCAAGAGCCGGGAUGACCUAUAUUAAUGUGGGUGACAUGGCAAAAGAAGGAGAACUGUAUGAAGGUUUUGAUGAUGAAUAUGAUUGUCCGAUUUUGGAUGAAGACAGGGUAAUUGAUGAACUGGAAGAUAAAAUGAGUGAGGGUGGAGUUAUUGUUGACUAUCAUGGCUGUGAUUUUUUCCCUGAACGGUGGUUUCAUAUAGUAUUUGUACUUCGUACAGAAAAUUCAUUUCUAUAUGACAGACUUGAAAACAGGGGCUACAAAGGGAAAAAGCUGCAAGACAACAUUCAGUGUGAAAUUUUUCAGACACUUUAUGAGGAAGCUAUGUUGUCAUAUAGAGAGGAAAUUGUACACCAGUUACUCAGCAACACUCCAGAGGACCUAGAGAGAAAUUUGGACCAGAUUAUGCAAUGGAUUGAGCAAUGGAUGAAGGACAACAAUUGA
Messenger RNA from Cariama cristata (Red-legged seriema), 488 nucleotides. It is a transcript of the gene AK6, whose product is annotated as adenylate kinase 6. The transcript has 4 exons. Gene Ontology annotation, molecular function: ATP hydrolysis activity; AMP kinase activity; ATP binding. The record is from RefSeq and is a predicted model, not a curated record. NCBI's taxonomy places the organism in Eukaryota, Metazoa, Chordata, Aves, Cariamiformes, Cariamidae. The annotation marks the transcript as partial. Gene Ontology annotation, cellular component: cytoplasm; nucleus.